UCAAUGGCUUCACGUCAAGAAAGAAGCCGUGGUCCACGAUUUAUACACGAACCUCCUGUCUUGGUAGAGUUUGACAACAGCAGUGGCGCGAUGGUUCCAUGUACAGCUGAAGCGAACCCUACUCCUUUUUUACAGUGGGUCUUGCAAGAUGGUUCACAAGCGCACGAGUUAACAGGAUUACGCCACUUCCAACCAGAUGGGUCACUCGUUUUCCCGCCUUUUCGAGCAGAGGCUUACCGGCAAGACGUGCACGACGCCAUCUAUCGAUGUGUUGCAUCCAACAUUGUUGGGAUUAUCAGAAGUCGUGAUGUCAGAGUGAAAGUUUCUAUACGGCAAUUCUAUAAAGUGCAGGUGUUUGACGAGUUUGUCAUUAAGGGGAAUACAGCGGUGAUGAGAUGUCACGUGCCUUCAUUCGUUCGGGAUUAUGUCACUUUCACCUGGGAAAGAAAUGAUGGCAUGAAAAUGACAUCGACAGCUCUACAAGGUGGCAGGUACAGCAUUCUUCCUACAGGCAAGCUUUAUAUUAGAGGCGUGACAGCAAAUGAUGGAAGAGCCAGUUACAAGUGUGUUGCUCAUCAUCGCCUGACGUCACAAGUAACGAGCAGUGAUACUAGCGGAAGAUUAAUUGUCAGAGAUCCUCAAGGCGAGUCGGCUCCAAACAUUUUAGACAGACAACAUUUAGUGCAAGCCACAGAGGGCGACACCAUCGAGCUUGGUUGUGUUGCUCAAGGUUUUCCUGUCCCUACAUACAGAUGGUACAAGGAAGGAAGACUAAUCUACGGAGGACAUCGAGUGCUACAUUUGGAAGGAUCUUUGAUUUUGCAAUAUGUGAGCUCGGCUGACUCAGGAAAUUACGUUUGUGUAGCAAACAAUACAAAAGGCGAAGAAAGUGUGGAUAUCAACGUCAUUAUUUAUGCUUCCCUUUCUGCUUAUAUCGUGCCACAAGACCAUGUCGCUGUUGUUGGCGAGCCCAUAACGUUAAACUGUUCCUUAACUGGUUACCCAGUUCCCACUGUUCAAUGGAUGAAGAAUGCAGCUCCUCUAGAAACGAAUUCAAGAAUAAGGCUAAUAAAGCAAGAAAUACUAUACUUCUCAGUAGUGGAAAGAGAAGACAGAGGAAUGUACCAAUGUUUUGUUUAUAACGACAGGGAAUCAGCCCAGGGAACAACAGAAUUGAAGCUAGGAGAGGUGUCUCCAAAACUUGUAAUAACUUUUACUGAGCAAAACUUGAAACCUGGUGUUGACCUUUCGUUAAGCUGCUCUGCCUCUGGAAAUCCUUUACCUCAAGUCACUUGGAAUGUGGAGGAAUUUGGCAUUCCAGAAUCAUCUCGGAUUCGAUUAGGUGACUAUGUGACGUCAAAGGGUCACGUGGUUAGCUACGUUAACAUUAGUGAUGUAAGAAUAGAGGAUGGAGGAGAAUAUUCAUGUAUGGCAACAAAUAUGGCGGGAGUAAUGAAACAUUCUGCAUCUGUUAAUAUCUAUGGACCUCCAGUUAUUCGACCAAUGAGAAAUAUUUCUGUUUUGGCUGGAGAUACCAUGACUUUACGAUGUCCAGUGGCAGGUUUCCCAAUAACUUCCAUCACGUGGACACGAGCUGGAUCUCCAUUACCAAUAUCACUUCGUCAGCAAGUUAAACCGAGAGGUAAGCUUCUUGUGAAGAAAGUGGAUCGUGAAACAGACGAGGGAGAAUACACUUGCACAGCGAAAAACAGUGAUGGUCAGAGUGCAAGCGGAAAAGUGUCUGUUUCUGUAAAUGUGGCGCCACAUAUUGAUGAAGAUGUCUUUCCUGAGAAAAGAACGGCAACAGAAGGCGAAAGAGUAAAACAGCUGUGUACUAUUGUUAAAGGAGAUCCGCCAAUAAGGAUUACGUGGGAUAAAGAUGGCGUACCGUUGAAUCGAGAUAGAGGUAGAAGAAUCCAAAGUUUGGACGAUUCAUCCUUGCUGGUAUUGAAACACGUAAAGUUUGGAGAUUCUGGAAAUUACACGUGCCAUGCAUCCAACUCCGCAGCAUCAGACAGUAGAACAACAGAACUGAUUGUCAAUGUGCCGCCACGUUGGCUGACGGAACCUGUUGAUAAGAGCGUCAUUCGUGGAGAAACAGUGGCAAUUGACUGUCUUGCUGAAGGAUAUCCUAAACCACGGAUGUCCUGGAAGAGACCUUUAGAGACACAUCUUGGAACUUUCCGAGAACUCCACCCAAAUUUCCGCACACAAGUGUACAGCAAUGGCACAUUGACGAUCCAGGAUGUAGAGGACAACGACGCUGGACACUAUAUCUGUCAAGCCACAAACGACAUUGGAAGUGGACUUACCAAACUAAUUGAUGUUACCCUUUCAUCUGCCAUACUCAGGUUCUCCGUGCGGCAAGCGAUGACCGAGUCGACAGUCGAAUCAAGUCUAACUAUUUCCGUUACUGACAGAUAUGAUUCGGCCCUCUAUACAUGUAUCGUAUCCAAUGGCUAUGGUUCAGGUGAAACAAACAUUCAGCUCAUUGUGCAAGAACCGCCCAGUCCCCCUACGGAUGUUUCUGCAAUUUCGCAAAGUAGCCGAACGAUAGAGUUGUCAUGGAAACCAUCUUACAGCGGAAACAGUGCUAUCACCAAAUACACCAUUCAAUACAAAAACAUUACAAGUAAUUGGGAACAAUGCUCGCAACUUGUGCUUUCUGGUUUUGAAACUUCCGCUACUGUGAGAGAAUUACUUCCAGUUUCUUCAUACGACUUCCGAAUUAUUGCUGAAAAUGGCUUAGGGAAAAGCACCCCGAGUGAAGUCAUUACCUCAACCACGUCGGAAGAAGUUCCCGGAGGCCCACCACUAGACGUCGCUGUGGAAGCCACGGGAGCCAGAUCGCUAAAGGUCACUUGGAAGCCUCCGCGGAAGGACCUCCUUCACGGCAGACUCCUGGGAUAUUACCUAGGUUACAAGAAGAAAGACAGUAUUGAAUCAUUCCAGUAUAAAAAUGUCGACAAUCUAGGAGACGGAGAGGUAACCAACUACCUAACAAAUCUGGAGCGUUUAACGUCUUAUGUUGUCUUGGUACAGGCCUACAAUAGCGUAGGACCUGGACCUAGGUCUGACGAAAUCCAUUCCACAACUCUAGAAUCGUCCCCUCCAACCUCUCCAGGAUUAACAGUUGUUUCAUCAACGUCGUCUUCAAUCACUGUUGAAUGGGAAAAUAAUGAAGAUAUGGUAUUUAAAGAUUAUAUUCUUUAUUAUAAAGCAGAAGGAAAAGAUUGGAUGACAGAAAAAUUGUCUACAACCACUCACAAAUAUACCUUAAAAGGUGUUCAAUGCGGCACGCGCUACAGACUUUACAUGACCGCCUCGAAUAGUCUAGGAACUGGCGAACCAAGUGCGACUGUUACAGGUCGAACUAAAGGAGGAGCUCCAGUUUCUCCUCAUAAAAGGAUGUUCUUGAUGAUAAAUGCAACUUUUGUAACCUUAAACUUGGGAUCAUGGCAAGAUGGCGGCUGUCCUAUUCAGUAUUUUUCUGUUCGUUAUCGGCCUACAUUUCAACAUGUGUGGAACACCGUGGCAUCUCGUGUGAUGGCGCUGCAGAAACACUUGGAAAUAGGCCAUCUAGUCCCUGGAAGGGAAUACAGUCUCUUAGUUAAUGCAUACAAUGAAGCAGGGACAACGGAAGCAGAAUACACAUUUCAAACAUUAAAUUACACCUUUGCGUCAGCAGUAACGCCACCACCAGGGAGGACUCCGGCAAGCAGAGACGCCAUGUUACCCUUCUACCGAAACUUCACAGUGAUAUUGCCCGUAGUGUUCUCCAUUAUCGUGCUUCUUGUAGUUACCAUUACUGUUUUAGUGUGCUUGAGAAGGCAAUCGGACAGCAGUAGCAGAGACAGUUGUGGAGACAGUCAGCCACGAAAGGGUAGGCAAACGGAAAAUGUAGGUAUGAUGGAAUUUCCUCAGAAGCCGCUGAAAGACAUGGAACCAACUUAUAAACCUUCAUACUACUCCUCACCAACUAGAAAACCAACACCUGUCGCUGCUGGAAGGAGGAUUCGACGAAGAGACGAUAACCACGAAUAUGCUGAGCCCUAUGCUUCUGUACCACCACCACGCUGUGUUGUGGACGAAAGGAGUUGCCCAGUUGUGUUAUCUACGAGAAAUGAUGGACCGUAUGCUACAAUUAAAAGGAGUCCUCCACGUCCUGUGUGUUAUUUACCUUCAAUGAGCCAGGGAGUCAAACUAAGGUCAACCCAACAGGCGACGUCCCCUGAGCGAUCAUAUUGUCAGUCUGGUUCAAGUCCAUCUGGGUCCAGUGGAGAUAGACCGUGUAGUAUGUGAAGUUACAGGUUGUAAGGGUUCUUCCGUUUCUCCCUACGUGACAUCCUCUCUUUUGUACAUGCCCUUCUGCAGUGAUUGUCUUCCUAAGUUCUCCAGUGGCUGAGUAUUUGUAUUUCUCCGUCCUCUUUUACAAGUCUUUAUGAAACGCAUGAUUCCUCGGAAGAUCGCUAAGAAGUUUGUAAUAGCUGUAAUCAAUCUGUACAUUAUUGAGUUAUUAAUACAAGGUCUAAAUGCCUCAUUAUUGAGUUAUUAAUACGAAGUCUAAAUGCCUCAUUAUUGAGUUAUUAAUACGAAGUCUAAAUGCCUCAUUAUUGAGUUAUUAAUACAAGGUCUAAAUGCCUCAUUAUUGAGUUAUUAAUACGAAGUCUAAAUGCCUCAUUAUUGAGUUAUUAAUACAAGGUCUAAAUGCCUCAUUAUUGAGUUAUUAAUACGAGGUCUAAACGCCUCAUUAUUGAGUUAUUAAUACGAAGUAUAAAUGUCUCAUUAUUGAGUUAUUAAUACGAGGUCUAAAUGCCUCAUUAUUGAGCUAUUAAUACGAGGUCUAAAUGCCUCAUUAUUGAGUUACUAAUACGAGGUCUAAAUGCUCAUUAUUGAGUUAUUAAUACGAGGUCUAAAUGCCUCAUUAUUUAGUUAUUAAAACGAGGUCUAAACGCCUCAUUAUUGAGUUAUUAAUACGAGAUCUAAAUGGCUCAUAAUUGAGUUAUUAAUACGAGGUCUAAAUGCCUCAUUAUUUAGUUAUUAAUACGAGGUCUAAAUUCAUCAUUAUUGAGUUCGAAAAUUACUUAUACCCAUCCAACAAUA
Messenger RNA from Limulus polyphemus (Atlantic horseshoe crab), 5103 nucleotides. Its product is annotated as Down syndrome cell adhesion molecule-like protein Dscam2. The transcript is spliced from 25 exons. Lineage: Eukaryota; Metazoa; Arthropoda; Merostomata; Xiphosura; Limulidae. Gene Ontology annotation, biological process: dendrite self-avoidance; axon guidance; homophilic cell-cell adhesion. Gene Ontology annotation, molecular function: cell-cell adhesion mediator activity. The coding region runs from base 4 to 4302 and encodes 1432 amino acids. The record is from RefSeq and is a predicted model, not a curated record. Gene Ontology annotation, cellular component: axon; plasma membrane.